UUGUUGACAUCAUGUGAACUGCGUACCGUCAAAAUUAUUCGGCAAUCCUAAUUUAUUCGAAAACACCGUUUACAUCAUAAUUUGUCGCAAUGAAAAAAGUUAGACAAAAGAAGAGGAACACCUCUCGAACGAAUACAAAUGUUGUCGAUCUAUAGAACAUUCCUCCUAUUCUUAUCUUCAUUACACAUUUUCAAGUGUUUGGGUUUUUUUGCGACGUUUUUGUCGGAUAAACCUGGGUCAAUGGAAAAUAAACCUGUUGAUUGGGACAAAUGAGAGAAAUGAAUAGUACAUGCUAAAGAAACUACAUUUGGGAGGAGUCCCACAUAUUGGAGUUGUGUCUGACACCUGAAACUUUACUUGUGUUCUAGACUCAGCAAACCGCCACUCAAUGGGGAAAACAGAGGGGCUCGAGGAAACGGUCGAGGAAGAAGUCAAUGCGCUACAAUGAGUCUGGACAAAAUCUCAAAGUGAUAGAUAAAUAAGGGAAAGUAGGUUUUACAAUCCACAACGUGGUAGUUUACAUUUUUUUUUUUAGAAACGCAGUGGCCAUUGGAAACGUUGCUGUGCAGCGCAAUGGCUACCCAGUGCGACUCUCUGAGCGGAUACUUGCAACAGUCGGAUCAGGGCUCAAAUAGCGAGCGUAGUACUGACUCCCCGGUCCCCGGGUCCGAGGAUGACUUGAGCGGACCCCAUGCCUUACCAGACCCGGAGUGGACGGAGGAGAGAUUUCGAGUGGACCGCAAGAAACUGGAAAUCAUGUUAUUAGCGGCCGCUGGGGGACGAGUCAAUGGUGGCGAGGAUUUCUUUCAGAAGGUCAUGGAUGAAACCAAAACACAGAUAGCGUGGCCUUCCAAAUUGAAGAUCGGAGCCAAGUCCAAAAAAGAUCCGCACAUUAAGGUUUGUGGAAAGAGAGACAAUGUGAGGGAAGCCAAAGACCGAAUCAUGUCAGUCCUCGACACAAAGCAGACUAACAGGGUAACCCUUAAGAUGGACGUGUCCCACACAGAGCACUCCCACGUCAUCGGCAAGGGAGGCAACAACAUCAAGAAGGUGAUGGAGGACACGGGUUGCCACAUCCACUUCCCCGACUCCAACCGCAACAAUCAGGCGGAGAAGAGCAACCAGGUGUCCAUUGCAGGUCAGCCAGGAGGGGUAGAGGCAGCUCGAGCCAAAAUCAGGGAGCUGCUCCCUCUAGUUCUGUCAUUUGAGUUGCCGGCCAUCGUGCAGCCUGACCCAGGCUCCCCCACAGUGCAGCACAUCUCCCAGACCUACAACCUCACCGUAUCCUUCAAGCCCCCCACACGUCUCUACGGGACCACCGGAGUGGUCCGCGGCUCCCAGAACAACUCUAGUGCCGUCAAGAGGGGCACUGCCAUGCUGCUGGAGCACCUGGCGGGAAGCCUUGCCAGUGCCAUCUCAGUCAGUACCCACCUGGACAUCGCCCCUCAGCACCACCUCUUCAUGAUGGGCCGUAACGGCAGCAACAUUAAACACAUCACCCAGAGAACAGGAGCCCAGAUCCACUUCCCCGACCCUAACAGCCCCCAGAAGAAAUCUACUGUCUACAUCCAGGGCACCAUUGAGUCUGUCUGCCUGGCGCGCCAGUACCUCAUGGGCUGCCUGCCCCUGGUGCUGAUGUUUGACAUAAAAGAGGACAUCGAGGUGGAGCCCCAGUGUAUCACAGCUCUGAUGGAGCAGCUGGAUGUCUUCAUCAGCAUCAAGCCCAAACCAAAGCAGCCAAGCAAGUCUGUGAUAGUAAAGAGUGUGGAGCGGAAUGCAGUGAACAUGUACGAGGCCCGGAAGUUUCUGUUGGGUCUGGAGAGCAACGGGGUGUCAUCAGCCAUGUCCCCCUCCACCAACGGCCCCACCCUCAUCUGUCCUGUCGGCCUGGACAUCCUGGCCUCUGCUGGCCUGGGGCUGAGCAGCCUGGGCUUCCUAGGUGCAUCAGUGCCCCAUUCUCUCAGUAGCUCCCCGGCUCCAAACUCUGUUCUCAACAGUCUGAACUCUUCCAUUAGCCCUAUGCAGAACCCCAGCCCCAGCACCCCAUCUCCCUCCUCCUCACUGUGGCCCAGCUCUCUCACCAGCACCCAAGGCUUCUCGUCUCAGUUGAUGAUGCACCCUGUAGCCCAGGCCACUCUGAGCAGUAUCCUGCUCUCUGGGGUCCAGGGGUACACCCAGAACACCCCCUCCCCUCCCCCCGGGCUUUCCCCAAUCGACAAGCAGACCAACGGGGUCCCUGACUGCUCCAAAGGCCCCUGUACCAUCAAUGGACAUGUCAAGCAUCCUGGCUCAGUCUAUGGCAGGAUGUCCAGUGUGUCACUGGCAGACACAGUUCUGAACCCCAACCAGUGUGACUCGGUCCAGGAGGCCAGCGGACACAACCCGUCAGAACCCCGCUCCAGCAAGUCCAACCAAGACCAAGGCUCUGACACCUUUGUGGAAGUGGGCAUGCCCAGAAGCCCAUCUCACUCAGCAAAUGGAAACGAGCUGAAGCAGAUGCUGGCUUCCUGUAAGACGUCAGGGAAACGGCAGGCGGUGGAGCUCCUCCAGGGGACCAAGAACUCCCAUCUCCAGUAUGUCUGUCCAGAGCUACACUCAGACUGCUUACUGUCAGACCCAGAGUCGAGUGCUUCAGACAGCCCAGUGACAGAUAAGAGGGCACCGGGCAGUGAGCGGGCAGCAGAGAGGGCAGCACAGCAGAACGAGAGGGACAGGAUCCGCUUGGCACCACAUUCUUCCUUUGCCAACAUGCAGGGCCAACUAGAGGCGCUUGAAUAUGAACAGAAAAAGCUGUUAGCAACCAAGGCCAUGUUGAAGAAGCCUGUUGUGACUGAGGUGCGGACCCCCACUAACACGUGGAGUGGCCUGGGUUUCUCCAAGUCUAUGCCAGCAGAGACCAUCAAGGAGCUGCGCAGGGCCAACCACGUGCCCUACAAACCCACCAUGAGUACCACCUACGAGGUAAACUCCGACUAUGAGGGCUCCCCCCUGUCUCUUUCCCGCUCCGGCAGCAGAGAGGGGGUGGGCAACGGCAGUGACUCUGACAACUGGAGAGACAGGAAUGGGGGUGGGAACUGUCUUCCCAGCCACGCCGAAUUCCCCGUGUCUGUUUGCAGUCCUAAGAGGAAGCAGAACAAAUCCGCUGCAGAGCACUAUCUGAGCAGCAGUAACUACAUGGACUGUAUCUCCUCGAUCACCGGGAGCAACGGGUGCAGUCUCCAGUCCUCUCUGAAAGGGUCGGACCUCCCGGAGCUGUUCAGCAAGCUGGGCCUGGGGAAAUACACAGACGUGUUCCAACAGCAGGAGAUCGAUCUCCAGACCUUCCUCACUCUUACAGACCAGGACCUGAAAGAGCUGGGCAUCACCACAUUUGGAGCACGCAGGAAAAUGCUGCUUGCCAUCUCUGGUGUGAAUGACUAUGAACUGAACAAGAACCGAAGGAAGCUGUUUGAGGCUCCUAUCAGAUCCUCCUUCCUGGAAGGGGGAGCCAGCGGUCGUCUGUCUCGUCAGUUCCACGCUGACAUGGCUAGUGUCAGUGGUCGGUGGUAGAGCUCCACUCCGCCAGGACUUAACACGACAGAGAACCAGCCUUCAGUGCCCCUCUUUGGGCUUCUGUAGGCCAGUCUCCAGCCUAGCUGGUUCUCAGUUUUCCACCCUCCAGCUUAUGCUGAACAACUCUUUUUUUUUAUUCUUUUUUUUUUAAGGCCAUAACAAGAAGCCAUAGUUUAACCAGAAGUGCCAAAAAAAGAGAAGAGCCAUCUGUGGUAUAGAAAGUCCAGUGUUCACUCCACAUAGUGGUUAGAUGUUUCUGUGGAGUAUCUAUGCAUGAAGGGUAUUUUACUAAUUAUGAAGGACAGGUACUGCCCAGUAGUUGUCAAUUUUUGUUAAAGGGAACAGGCCAAAUGAUUAGUACAAAAUAAUUACAUUGAUACUGCAUUCGUAGUAUGCUGUUUUAUCAAUGACAUGCACUUUAACAAUUUUGCCUGUGAAAGCCUGAUUCCUCAUAUUGGAAUACCUAUGCAUUUUGUAUUAACUCAAAGCACAGAUGUAUUUGUACCAAGCCAAAUGUAAGCACUUAGUGAGAUGGGGAAAUGAAGUCAAUAAAGUGACAUCAACAACAAAACGCAGAACCUAGUGGAUUGACCCCUCAGUGUUUUGAUUGAUUGACAUUCCACGAAGGUCAGUGUUGUAUCCACCAGCAGCUGCUGUAGUUGGGCUGCAGUCUGUAUGUCAUAUGUAUUUAGAAAAGUAUUAUUUUGUAUUCACAUUAUUUUUUAUCUUUCUGAGGUAAUAAUCAGUUUCAUGUAUUUUUUUAUGUUUUCAUUACUUUAUACAUUCACAAAUGAGUUCCUGUGGUUUCUAAUUAGUUCAUUAUUAGUCUCUUUGAUAAUUACCUUUACCCCAUAAUCUUUGGUGCCGUCAGGCUGUGUCAUGAGACUGCAGCAGAGAAAGAGAGCAGUCUGUCAAAACAGCAGGCCCCUCUCUCUGAUUCUGUUUGUUGGCCUCCUGUGGUUUUCUUAGUCAUUGUCAUUAUGUCUCAUGUAGUCAUGUCAAUGGUUUUUGUCAGUUAGUCUUUCUGUGGUCUAUAUUCUGUGUUGAAACCUACUAUGUGUUCCUCUAUCUAUUCAGGAGACAUGUCAUUAUUCCCAGACUGUGUGCUUUUAUCUUUCCUUACACUUUAUCUGCUUUUAGAGCUGCGGACAGAGAAGCAACCAACUACAGUGUCGAAUGCCUCCACACUACUACGGUGUUGAAUGCCUCCACACUACUACGGUGUUGAAUGCCUCCACACUACUACGGUGUUGAAUGCCUCCACACUACUACGGUGUUGAAUGCCUCCACACUACUACAGUGUCGAAUGCCUCCACACUACUACGGUGUUGAAUGCCUCCACACUACUACGGUGUUGAAUGGCUCCACACUACUACGGUGUUGAAUGCCUCCACACUACUACAGUGUCGAAUGCCUCCACACUACUACGGUGUCGAAUGCCUCCACACUACUACGGUGUCGAAUGCCUCCACACUACUACAGUGUCGAAUGCCUCCACACCACUACAGUGUCGAAUGCCUCCACACUACUACAGUGUCGAAUGCCUCCACACUACUACGGUGUCAAAAUGCCUCCACACUACUACGGUGUUGAAUGCCUCCACACUACUACGGUGUUGAAUGCCUCCACACUACUACGGUGUUGAAUGCCUCCACGCUACUACGGUGUCGAAUGCCUCCACGCUACUACGGUGUCGAAUGCCUCCACACUACUACGGUGUCGAAUGCCUCCACACUACUACAGUGUCGAAUGCCUCCACACUACUACAGUGUCGAAUGCCUCCACACUACUACAGUGUCGAAUGCCUCCACACUACUACAGUGUCGAAUGCCUCCACACUACUACAGUGUCGAAUGCCUCCACACUACUACAGUGUCGAAUGCCUCCACACUACUACAGUGUCGAAUGCCUCCACACCACUACAGUGUCGAAUGCCUCCACACUACUACAGUGUCGAAUGCCUCCACACUACUACAGUGUCGAAUGCCUCCACACUACUACAGUGUCGAAUGCCUCCACACUACUACAGUGUCGAAUGCCUCCACACUACUACAGUGUCGAAUGCCUCCUUUACUUCUCUCUCUAAGCUGCUCAGCAGGGAAUUGUUUCUAUUAGAAUAUAGCUAUUUGGACUGACACUACCUCUCACCUAGGAGGGAACUCACACCAUAGGUGUAAACUCAACUCUAUUUCAUAUGACAGCCCCUAGCCUAGACACAUUUCUACAUUACCAAGAUUGUGUCCUCAACAGGUAUUCUAGCUUAAAUUAAGAAUAGUGGAAGUAUACCAUUUUCAGGAUCAGUUGUGCAAUCAGAUAUCUGGGAUUCUUGUAAAGCUAUAUUUGAUGAAGUAACAGGAUUACGUGUGCAGUGGUGCUGCGUAUCAUCAAAGGACGAAGUCACUCUGAUCUCUGUAUUAUGUUCAUGUAGAACAGUAUUCUCAUACCCUUUUGUUAAACGCUGUCUGACUCUGGAAGGUUUUUGCUGCAACUGUUUUAGAUUGAACCCCCAUUAUUAAGCCUGGAAGUUGAUAGUCUUUGUGCAUUCUAUCAUAUAAGACUGUUAGUUUGAAGUACUCUUCAUUUGCAGAAUGUUUGUUGGUAGAUGGUACGGUAUUUGACGGACAAUGCAGUGAACUCUAUGUAGAGCCCAAAGUGAAAAACUAAAUCUCGAAGCUAAAUGACAGUAGGUACAGAAUGCUGAAGCAGAUGUAGAGAGAACAUUUCAAAGCAACUUACAUGCCAAAGAUUUGUUUCCACACAACAGCAACAUCACUGACAGCAGACGUCUUUAGCAUCAACCAUUCUGUAAUCACGCACAGAGAGAAGUCACUUGUUUCUCAUGUUGCAUGCUUUUUCUUAUGAAGAUCUGUUGUAUCCUGUGUUUACGCCAUACCACUUCUUCUAACUGAUUUGUGCCCAUGUCACUAUCGUAUCAAUAAGAUAUCCUGACUUGGUUGUAAUUUCUGACCAGUAGUGUGUCAUUUUCUUUGAAAUCUUGAAAAGACAGGAUAUUAAAAGGGAUUUGUUCCACCAAAAAUAUGGGUUGUGUUCAACCCUUUAUCAUGGUACUAUAUUGAAGCUGUUCAGCAUUGAUUAUGUCAGUGCCGUUAUGUUGAGCCAUGGUAGCUACCCUGCAAACCAGACAAUGUUUUUUUUUCUUCUUUUGCUUCUGUAAAGUUAAGCCUGCGGUCAUUUGUGUGCUUGGAGGGUAAUAGAGAUGUCUGUCAAGUGAAUGUUGUUAGUGAGAAUUAUUGCUUUUUUAAUGAGUCAUUUGCAAUCAAAGUUUACCACCAGCCUCCUGUCCCUACACUUAUUAUGUCUUAAAUGUUUGUGUUUAGUUCCUGUUAUUCCCAAAGGGAUACAUUUGAAGGGUCUACUUUAUACUGAGUUGGAUGAAAUGGUACAACAUUUAUAAUGAAUGUAAACCACUAAGGAAUUUAUGUAUGUUUUGCAUCUCUUUUGUAUCCUGUGCAGCCAUGCUUGUUAGCAAUUUAUCUCCAGUUUUGUGUGAGAGAAAGGUACUGUUCCAAAAAAGGUUCUAAAGGUACUGAGGUAUUGAGGUACUUUCCCUAAAGCUCUUGUUGAUACGAUUGUUGAGAAGGACAUUGUUUUAGAUAUGUUGUUAUAUCUGUAAAUAUAGUACAGAUGUGUUUUGGAGGAGUUAUCAAAUAAGCAAAAAAGUUUGUUCAAAACAUUGAAGUGUUAUUACAAAGGUAAUAAAUGUAUGCAGUAA
Messenger RNA from Oncorhynchus kisutch (coho salmon), 7285 nucleotides. Its product is annotated as protein bicaudal C homolog 1-B. Lineage: Eukaryota; Metazoa; Chordata; Actinopteri; Salmoniformes; Salmonidae. The record is from RefSeq and is a predicted model, not a curated record. Gene Ontology annotation, cellular component: cytoplasm. Bases 574 to 3549 code for a protein of 991 amino acids. The transcript has 21 exons. Gene Ontology annotation, molecular function: protein binding; RNA binding.